This is a messenger RNA of Suncus etruscus (white-toothed pygmy shrew), 458 nucleotides long. RefSeq names its product cytochrome c oxidase subunit 7A2, mitochondrial-like. Gene Ontology annotation, biological process: mitochondrial electron transport, cytochrome c to oxygen; regulation of oxidative phosphorylation; mitochondrial respirasome assembly. The record is from RefSeq and is a predicted model, not a curated record. The coding region runs from base 72 to 284 and encodes 70 amino acids. Lineage: Eukaryota; Metazoa; Chordata; Mammalia; Eulipotyphla; Soricidae. The transcript has a single exon.
AGUUCUGGUUCCGCCGAGGCGAUCAUUGCUACAGUUCGGUCUGCGUCACGGUCGGAGGUCAUUAAGGCAAGAUGCUGCGGAAUUUGACGGCUCUUCGUCAGAUUACCCAGAGAACCAUAAGUACUGCUUCUCGCAGGCAGUUUGAAAAUAAGGUGCCAGAGAAACAAAAACUAUUUCAGGAGGAUAAUGGAAUUCCAAUACAUCUAAAGGGUGGGUUGUCUGAUGCCCUCCUGUAUAGAGCCACUAUGAUUCUGACACUUGGUGGAACAGCAUAUACCAUAUAAGAGCUGGUUAAGGCUUCAUUUCCCAAGAAGCAAGAUUGACUUUAAUUUAUUACCCCAACAGUCAAUUGAAAAAAUGGACCACUAAUCUGAGUUCUUUGGGAUCAAUAUUUAUUAACUUGUACUUAACUGUCACCAAUAAAUCAAUCUUUACCAUUAAAAAAAAAAAAGGACAAA